AUGCCCCGAGAAAGAAUUACUUCAAGGUCAAGGUCUCGUUCACGGUCGAGGUCUCCUCGAAGACGAGAUGACCGACACGGUGCCCGUGACAAUGUGAGAGAAGACAGGCGUCGCUCUCCACGUUCACGCCAAAGGUCAUUGCCGCCAACUCACCGAAGGUCCAGAAGUAGAAGUCCGCCAGCCAAACCAUUGCGGCGCCAUGACUCCCGGUCGCAUUCAAGAUCAAAAGAUCGAAGGAAGAGGUCCAGGUCGCCCUCAGUUGAACGCAAGGGCAAGAGAAAGCGAGACUGCUCUGUGUCGACCUCUUCGGACUCUGACAACUCCAGUUCUAAACGGAAGAGAGAGAAAAGGAAACAUAGGGAUGGGAAGCGUAGUCAUAGUAAGGAAAGGAGGAGGGAGAAAAAACGAGAAAAGAAAGAGAAACGAGAAAAGGCGCGUUUAUUCUUUAAGAAACGCACUGGAACAGGUGCUCCCAAUUGGGGAAAAUAUGGCAUUAUUUCUGAUUCCGAUAUUUUCAAGAGAAAUCAGGAGUUCUACACAUGGCUUGUCGAAGAGCGAAAAAUCAAUCCAGAGACUAUCACAAAAGACCAGCAAAAGAAGGAGUUUUCUCGGUUUGUCGAGGAUUUCAAUACAGCGACCUUACCCCACGAGAAGUAUUAUAACAUGGAAGCCUAUGAGAAGCGCAUGUCCGCCCUUCGCCAGGGCGAAUACCUCCCUCCCGCGGAUGAUUCCUACGACCCAGAGGCUGACAUGAAAGCAAUAACGGGUGCACAUAAACGCAAACCAGUCGAACAUGAGAGUUACAUGAGCAAAGAGCAGUUGAUGCAGCUCAGGAAAGUGCAACACGAACGAAUAGAGGCUGGUAAAAUGAAACUUCUGGGAAUGGACGUCAAACAAAACAUGGGUGUUCGAAUGGAUGGGACUAUGUUCGACGGUUGAAAACUUACCCUCGAGGGGAAAUACAAAGCCGUGAAUCUCGUAAGCCAAAGUUUUCGACAACAUUUAGAAACCCCUGUAAGAUGGGCGGUGGGUGAAAAAAUGUGGAAACAAAGUUGGAUAUCAGUGUCCAUCUCAGGCCUCUUGAGUUUUCUUGGUUCUC
This is a messenger RNA of Laccaria bicolor S238N-H82, 1099 nucleotides long. RefSeq lists its product as uncharacterized. The transcript is spliced from 5 exons. The record is from RefSeq and is a predicted model, not a curated record. Lineage: Eukaryota; Fungi; Basidiomycota; Agaricomycetes; Agaricales; Hydnangiaceae. Bases 1 to 939 code for a protein of 312 amino acids.